CUCUUCUCCAACCACAACUUCUCCUCGCCUCUACCAACUGGGCGGCCAUGCUCAUGAAGUAUCCAAGCACUUCCGAUUUCGGUCCCGUACUCUAUCCGUAUCAGUGACACCCGUCGAUCCAGUACACACAAACGUCCUGCGUCUACACAUCCACCCGAGCUUGACGGACCAACUGAUUCUCUGCCUCCUGUCCAUCCUGCCCCAGGUAAUUCAGUGCUUGCUUUCCAGAGUGGUUUCUACCGCCAAGCAUCAUCGUCAAGAAGGCGAAACCAGGCUGGGAUGACGAGUUCGAGAACGAAAAGACGAUGUACGGGAGACUCCGGGCCUUCCAGGGUGUCGUAAUUCCCGUAUAUUUCGGGGAAGCACAGUACGAUGGCGCACUGGCGCUCCUUCUCUCGGACAUUGGCGGGUUCCCACUCUGCCAUCCUCAAGCGGCGUCGAUGAAAGAAGGCGAUUUGCUGAGGAUGUUACAUGACCCUUUUGGUGCUUUGGCUACGCUUAGCAUUAUCCAUGAUGAUGCUAAGCUCGACAACUAUCACCUUGUCGGCAAUAAGAUUAUGAUCGUAGACUUGGAAAGCGCUGAAGAAGCCGAGGAGAACCUUGAAUUUUUUGUCGACUCCAUUAUAGACCACCUUCUGGGAAAGUAUAAAUCACACCAAAAAUGCCUCGAGGCAGAUUGGCUGUUAUAAUCAUCAAUAUAUUCAUCACUUGCCAUGGUUCUACUGCCUUGUUGUAAAUACCACCACAAUUGGUUUUAGACAGUAGCAUGUACUUAUCCUGCAUGUACUUAUCGGGGUCUGGGGGGUUGCUAAAAAAUUGCGGG
Phialemonium atrogriseum is the source of this 823-nucleotide messenger RNA. RefSeq lists its product as uncharacterized. The record is from RefSeq and is a predicted model, not a curated record. NCBI's taxonomy places the organism in Eukaryota, Fungi, Ascomycota, Sordariomycetes, Cephalothecales, Cephalothecaceae. The transcript has 2 exons. Bases 306 to 689 code for a protein of 127 amino acids.